CUACUUGUGAUCAUGUGUCAUUGCUGAGAAAGAAAGACCAGCAGAUUGAAAAGUUAGAGAAAGAAGUGAGGGAACUAACUAAGCAACGUGAUCUUGCUCAAUCGCGAGUUGAGGAUCUGCUGAGGACGAUUAAAAGUGAUAAAACCUCCAGCCAGAAGGGCGUGUCGAGUCUACCUUCUAAAUCGGUGGAAGGUAACAUGUACGAAGGUGAAAGCUCUGUGUCUUGCUCAUCAGCCAUAGAGGAGUCCUACAUCAGGGACAAUGAAAGUGAUGCUACAUCCUGUGCUGUGCCUGCUGCUGAUCAACAUCAGAGGGGCAAAGAAUCUGCAAAUGUGACAGGAGAAGAUUCUGAUGACCUUUGCAAGGAAGUGCGAUGUAUUGAGAUGGAUGAAUCUAGUGAAAAUAGAAAUUUUGAAUCCAUCAGCUUGUCAAACACAGCGUAUGGAGAAAGAAUGUCAAUGCCUCCUGCUUCCAGUAUCAGACAUUCUGACAUCCGGCAGUCAUCACCAAUGUUACUUGAACAAACAAAUAGCACCAGCGAUCGUUCUCUUCAUGCAGCCUGGGAGCAGAAAAUGCAAGAUAUCCAGAAUACAAUCAGUUCUCUUGUCAGACCUUUCCCUGAUGAUUCAUCUUCACCUGCCCUUUCGACAAGUAUAUCCGGUUCAAGAAGCCAGAAAUUAACAAGAAGCAGGAGCUGUAGAGCUAAUUUUAUGGUGGGAUCACUUCCACCCGAUUUUGAGACAGUUGAAGAUAGCGAGACCACCCCGCCUAAUGUGCUAGAGAAGGAUUUUCCUGGAAGACCUGAAAGUUUCCAGCGGAAGCACUGGAAACUUCCUCUAUUGAUUUAUGGAGCAAAUAGACCUAAAUUAUCCAGAAACAAUUCACAGUCUUCAAUUGGUAGUGCUUUUAUAGAUGGGAGUAAUGCUCCUGGAGAUGAGGAUAUCCCAAGUGUUGACAAUUUUGUGGCAGGUUUGAAGGAGAUGGCAAAGCUUGAAUAUGAUAAUCAGCUUCAUGAUCAGGCUCAAGAGGCUGGAAAGUCAAAAAGGAGUGUCAAAAGUGUAGGAGUGGACCCAAUGCUGGACUCAUCAGAGGCUCCUUCAGAUUGGCCUCUUGAAUUUGGAAGGCUACAGAAAAUGAUCAUUGAACUAUGGCAAACUUGCCAUAUUUCAUUGAUCCAUAGGACAUACUUCUUUCUGCUGUUUAAAGGUGACCCGAUGGAUUCUAUCUACAUGGAGGUAGAAGUAAGAAGACUUUCCUUCCUCAAGGAAAUACUUUCGAGCGGAAAUUCUGCUGUGCAAGGAGGUCAGACAAUCACGCUUGCAUCAAGCCUUAAAGCUCUUAGACGCGAAAGAGAUAUGCUUAGUAGGCUGAUAUAUAAAAGAAUUCCGGGAACUGAAAGAAACGAAAUAUACCAGAAAUGGGGCAUAAACUUGAAUUCCAAGAGGAGGAGACACCAACUGGUUCAUCAUCUGUGGAGUGACACAGAUUUGAAUCGUGUGAUAGAGAGUGCUGCGGUUGUUGCAAAGCUAAUUGGGUUCUCUGAUCAGGGGCCGGCUCUCAAGGAGAUGUUUGGGCUUACCAUUACACCUCCGCGGAAGAGCAGGAGAUCUUUUGGCUGGAAGAAUAGUAUGACAUCCCUUAUCUGAGCUUGUGAAAGUUCAGCUAGAAAAAGAUAUAGGUGAAACUAGCAUAGUCUCAUUAUGAAUUAGUUGGAUUCAAUAUAUGUUUUCAGUUCACUAGUUAGAAUUAUAUGGUUUCCUUUUAGUUUGUCUAGGAUUCUGUAAUACAACUCUGGAUUCACUUAUUACUUUUUGCUUCAUAUUGAUAACAGAUUAAUGUCA
Nicotiana tabacum (common tobacco) is the source of this 1841-nucleotide messenger RNA. The record is from RefSeq and is a predicted model, not a curated record. NCBI's taxonomy places the organism in Eukaryota, Viridiplantae, Streptophyta, Magnoliopsida, Solanales, Solanaceae.